This is a messenger RNA of Dentiscutata erythropus, 1014 nucleotides long. The record is from the annotation of a GenBank genome assembly. NCBI's taxonomy places the organism in Eukaryota, Fungi, Glomeromycota, Glomeromycetes, Diversisporales, Gigasporaceae.
GAGUCAAAUAAUUUGCUUAAUCCAUUAAUCAUUGAGAAUGAAAAUAUUCAACAAAUUUUUUCUACAAUUAUUGAUUACGAUGAGUUUAAUAUUCUUGUAUAUGAAGAUCCUACAAAUCCAUUAUUGUCGGGGAUAAUGGAUUUUGCGAACCCUUACACAUUAUUAAAAAAAAUAUUUUCUCAUAGAAUAAUUAAUCUUUUAAAUGACAUCGAAGAGUUCAGCUUUAAUAGUAAGGUUAGAAUCUAUCUCGAAUCUUUAAUAUCUGAUGGGAAUGCUGAAAAACCAACUGAUAGUUGGAUCUCUGAUUAUGAUUUACAAAUUUCAAAUAUACAGUAUUUGGCGACAAAAAAAUAUGAGGAUAAACAGCUCAACAUUAAUGAAUCAACAUACAUGGAAGAUAUGUUUACUUCUGUUAUGAAAGAUUUUUGUAUGGAAGAUGCCGAUCUAAUUUCAAUAUGUGGAGAACUUGAGACAACUUGCUCCCACCACCAUAGACAAGGCUUAUAUAAAGAAUCCAAUGAAGAGCAUUCUUUAAUAUUGCCAGAAAUAAAUAUUAAUGCUGAAAAUUCCAUGAAUGCUAAAAAUUUCGAAAGCAUAUUGCCUAAUGUUGAUAAAACAAAACAAGGUCAUAAAAUUGAUACAGGAAUUGGAACACGUUUAAUGAAAGAAAAUCUUGUUUUAUUUUUGACAGUAGAAUCCAAAAAGCCAGGCACAGAUCCUGCUAAUGACAAACAAAAGCAAUUACAAGAACAAUGUGAUCAAAUCAAUAAGAUGUUUUGUUUCUAUGAGGACAAGUUUAGAAAUUUUAUAACAGAAGAAUUACUUAGAUUAAUGCACAAUUUAUUUGUUAUUGGUGCAAGAAUUUUGGAUGAUCAAUUAGAGAUCACUGUUUAUGACAUUCCAGGAAGCUUAAUAGGUUGGUGUCGCUUAUUUAGACAGAAUAUAUUUGUACCAUCUAGAGUACAAUUAAAACAUCAUGUAGUUGAUUAUCUUGAAUCUUUGGUAGGAAUCAAG